AUGAAGACAUUCGUUGCUCUCGCUGCUGCUUUGGCCGCAACGAUCCCCUUCUGCAGGGCUGAUGAUGUCAGCGCUACCGAGCCCAUAGUCGCCUUCAUGCAGCAGGAUGCCGCUGUGGAGGCUCUGCAAGCCGAUGAGCCCACCGCUGUAGCCGUUGAGGAAUCUGAGGGUGCGACUCCCCGCGUAUUCUUUCUAGACAAGCUCCUUGCAAAGUUCCUUCUGGCCAAGCUUACAGCAGCAAAGACCCAAGCUCCCACGACCACCGAACAUCACCACACCCAUCUCUACCCCACCACCACCAUAACCACCCUCAUUACCCCUUCUACCCCUACUACUAACAUGAGUACCCAGAACUUCCAACCUUGGUAA
Messenger RNA from Eimeria tenella, 369 nucleotides. RefSeq lists its product as uncharacterized. The transcript has a single exon. Lineage: Eukaryota; Apicomplexa; Conoidasida; Eucoccidiorida; Eimeriidae. The record is from RefSeq and is a predicted model, not a curated record. The coding region runs from base 1 to 369 and encodes 122 amino acids.